CGCUCCCGCUCAGCCCUCGGGAAUCUGCAGAAGGCGGAAAGGCUGUCUGCGCGCCUGGGUUUUGGGGGGCUCCUGGUGUUGGGGGGGGUUGCUCCAGACCCUCGAGAGCCAGCUGGCGGCCCCCGCCUCGGCCCCCCCGUGCCCCCGCCGGCUCCCGGGACGGUGCGAGGCAGGACAGCACACAGGCUGCCCGAGCCUCCCCUGGGGAGGGGAGGGGAAGGAGGUGGAGUGGGAGGAGGUGGAUCCAGGAGGAAGGCGCAGCAAUCCGCCCCCGGGAAGCAGCGCGGCGGCGGCAGCGGCGGCUGAGCGAGGCGCGUUCGUCUGUCACCGGCGAUCCCAGCGCGGCCCCGGCCGGAGAGGCGAGGCGGGCGAGGAGAGAGUCCGGCGGCCGCCGCCCCGCCCCACGCCCUCCCGCGGCGGGCGGCCGAGAGCCCGGGGCCGGCCGGGGCAGGUCGCGGCGCUGCCUGGGAGCGGCCGGCCGGGGGCGGCGGCCUGGGAGCGCGGCGGCGGAUCGUUCUCGCUGCGGGGUGCGCGGAGCGCUGCGCCCGGGCGCUCGGCCCGCGUCCUCGGGACUCAGCUCAGCUUGGGGAGCCGACGCCCGAGCCCUCCCCACCCUCCGGGACUCCUCUGGGACUCCCUGAAGUGGAACCAGAAGGAAGGGGCCGGUUGUCUGCAGUGGGCCUCACCAGCUGCCCUGGACGGGACCUGUCGUCUUUGUUUUUUUAAAUCUGGAGACAUGGACGGAGACAGUGCAGUCAGUUGACACCGACCUUCCGAAGAAGGGACUUCAUUCACACACCCACCCCCCCUUGGCACCUGACUUCUCUGGCCUUCCUGCCCCGCACCUCCUCUGGCCCUGGAAUUCUCUUCCUUGGUGUGUGCUGGCAUUGCCCCCUCAAUGUGGACCCCUAAAGGCUGGCCCCUUCUUUGUCGUUUGAAAUGAAAUGAUGGCCACACAUCGGACCGGUCUGACGGAGGGAGAUGGUGACAAACUCAAGGGCUACGGGUCCCCAGUCUGCGAGGUGUCAAAAAAUCAAGAUGGAAAGGAACAAAGUGAAACUGUAUCACCGUCCGAAGAUGAAACAUUUUCCUGGCCAGGCCCCAAAACAGUCCUGCUCAAGAGAACAUCUCAAGGAUUUGGCUUUACCUUACGCCAUUUCAUUGUUUACCCCCCCGAGUCUGCUAUUCAGUUUUCAUUUAAGGUAAGAGGCAUUGUUUCAAUACUUUGGAAGCAAAGAAACCGCCUGGAACCAAUGGACACCAUAUUCGUUAAGCAGGUCAAAGAAGGGGGACCCGCUUUUGAAGCUGGACUAUGCACAGGUGAUCGAAUUAUAAAGGUCAAUGGAGAAAGUGUUAUUGGAAAGACCUACUCCCAAGUAAUUGCUUUAAUUCAAAACAGUGACACAACAUUGGAACUUAGCGUUAUGCCAAAAGAUGAAGAUAUUCUCCAAGUGCUGCAAUUUACAAAGGAUGUCACAGCUCUGGCGUAUUCUCAAGAUGCCUACCUGAAAGGCAAUGAGGCCUUCAGUGGCAAUGCCCGCAACAUACCUGAGCCACCUCCGGUGUGCUACCCCUGGCUGCCAGCUGCCCCUGCGGCCCCGGUCCCACCCGCAGAGACAUCUCCUGAUCCCCUGGCCAGCAAACAACAGCCCAGUGCCCCGGUACUGACUCAACCCGCCAGGGCGUAUAGAAUGGAAAUCCAAGUGCCUCCGUCCCCAACAGACGUUGCAAAGUCCAACACUGCCGUGUGUGUUUGCAACGAGAGCAUCAGGACUGUCAUUGUACCUUCUGAGAAGGUGGUAGACUUGUUAGCCAACAGAAACAGCCACACAGUUCCUUCCCACAGAACUGAAGAAGUGAGGUACGGCCUGGGCGAGCUAGCCUCCUUCAAGACGGUGUCUAGAGCCUCCACAUCUCCACCAUCAUCCAUCCCCACGGCCCAUCUGAUCCAAACCCCCACAGCCCCCCGGCUGUCGGACCCUUCUGGAGUGGUUCUCAAACCCGGCCACUACAGCAGCCACUCAGAAGGACACCUGGGGAGCCGAUCCCAGCCCGCGGACCCCCCUUCUGUCUCUGCGAAUCACUAUUCCCCCAACUCCCACCAGCACAUAGACUGGAAGAACUACAAGACGUACAAAGAAUACAUCGACAACAGACGCUCGCACAUGGGCUGCAGGACCAUCCAGGAGAGGCUGGACAGCCUGCGGGCAGCGUCGCAGAACUCGGGGGAUUAUAACCAGGGGACCCCCAGCCGCUCAGCCCUGCAGGGACGCCGGAGAAGCACCUCCCACGACCGGGGACCCCAGUCGGCCCAGAUCCGCCAACGCAGCGUGUCCCAGGAGCGGCUGGAGGACUCGGUGCUGAUGAAGUACUGUCCCCGCAGUGCCUCCCAAGGGGCACUGACUGCCCCCCCUGUGGGCUUCAGCAACCACCGGACGCAUUCCUGGGAUUACAUCGAGGGCCAGGGGGAACCCCGAGAACAACUCAGCCCUGACGGCCAGCUCCCUGAUGCCAACGGGGAACGCAAACAGACCUACAAGUGGAGCGGCUUCACCGAGCAGGACGACCGGCGGGGCAUCCCCGACAGGCCCAGGCCCCAGGAAGUCCACAAGUCCUUCCGAGGCUCCAACUUCACCGUGGCACCCAGCCUGGCUCCCGCUGACCCCCGGAGAGUGGGGGGCCGAGGCUUGAGCUCCGGGGUGCCCUUAAAAAAGGUCCCACCAGACCUGAAGACACCACCACCCUCCAGCCGGAAUUUUCCAGCCACCUGCGGGAUGUCCCUGCCCCGGGGCUUUUCUUCGCAGGACCGGUCACCCCUGGUCAAAGUCCGGAGCCACUCUCUGAAAGCGCCUUCUCCUCCGCACCCCUCCAGGCCCCCCUUCAGCCAGAACUCCCUGGCACCUGUCAGAGACCAAAGACUGGUGAACCACUUGCAUCAGAACAGCCUCUCCAGCCCGCAGGCCUGGGGGAGACCCGAAGGCACCCCCGACUCCCCACCGGAGACUGGGAAGCCCCCUCCUCCCCUUAAGCCUGUCACCCAGGCCAGCGAUGCCCCUGGCCCUUCAGACUCAGACCCCUCUGUCUCUCAGGGGAACCAGGACCUACACUUGCAGGAGGCUGAACCACAGCCCCUGGAGUCUUCAGAGGCGGUCAUUCUGCGAGAGAAGCCCCCCUCUGGCCGCCAGACACCCCAGCCCCUGAGGCACCAGUCCUACAUCUUGGCUGUGAAUGACCAGGACAGCGGGUCGGACACCACCUGCUGGCUGCCCAACGACGCUCGCCGAGAGGUCCACAUAAAGAGGAUGGAGGAGAGGAAGGCCUCCAGCUCCAGCCCACCGGGGGAUUCCUUGGCUUCCAUCCCAUUCAUAGAUGAACCCACCAGCCCUAGCAUCGACCACGACGUGGCUCACAUCCCCGCCUCUGCCGUCAUCUCCGCCUCCACCUCCCAGGUCCCCUCCAUCGCAAACGUGCCUCCCAGCCUCACGACUUCCGCUCCUUUAAUUCGACGGCAGCUCUCCCACGACCAGGAGCCUAUUGGACCUCUCAGCCUAGAUGCCCAGCCCAACUCAAAGACAGAAAGGUCAAAAUCCUACGAUGAAGGCCUGGACGAGUACAGGGAAGAUGCAAAAUUGUCCUUUAAGCACUUAUCCAGCUUGAAAGGCAUCAAGAUCACAGACAGCCCGAAAUCAUCAGAAGACUCUGGGUCCAGAAAAGAUUCUUCCUCCGAGGUUUUCAGUGAUGCCGCCAAGGAAGGCUGGCUCCACUUCCGACCCCUGAUCACGGAUAAGGGCAAGCGAGUUGGCGGAAGUAUUCGGCCAUGGAAACAGAUGUACGUUGUGCUUCGGGGCCACUGCCUUUACCUGUACAAAGAUAAACGAGAACAAGUGACUCCAUCAGAAGAGGAACAGCCCAUCAGUGUUAAUGCCUGCCUAAUAGACAUCUCUUACAGUGAGACCAAGAGGAAAAAUGUGUUUCGCUUGACCACAUCAGACUGUGAAUGCUUGUUUCAGGCUGAAGACAGAGAUGAUAUGCUGGCGUGGAUCAAGACCAUCCAGGACAGCAGCAACCUCAAUGAGGAGGACACUGGAGUCACAAACAGGGAUCUCAUUAGUCGAAGAAUAAAAGAAUAUAACAGUCUGAUGAGCAGCAAACCGGAACAGCUGCCCAAAACCCCUCGCCAGACUCUCAGCAUCCGGCAGACGUUGCUUGGUGCUAAAUCUGAGCCAAAGACUCAAAGCCCACAUUCGCCCAAGGAAGAGUCAGAAAGGAAACUUCUCAGCAAAGAUGAGACCAGCCCUCCCAAAGACAAAGGCACGUGGAGAAAAGGCAUCCCAAGCAUCAUGAGGAAGACAUUUGAGAAAAAACCAACUGCCACUGGGACCUUCGGCGUCAGGCUAGACGACUGCCCACCCGCCCACACCAAUCGGUAUAUUCCGUUAAUAGUUGACAUAUGUUGCAAACUAGUUGAAGAGCGAGGUCUCGAGUACACAGGGAUUUACAGAGUGCCUGGAAACAAUGCCGCCAUCUCUAGUAUGCAAGAGGAGCUCAACAAGGGCAUGGCCGACAUUGACAUUCAAGAUGAUAAAUGGCGAGACCUGAACGUGAUAAGCAGUUUGCUCAAGUCCUUCUUCAGAAAACUCCCUGAACCUCUCUUCACAAAUGAUAAAUACGCCGACUUCAUUGAAGCCAACCGGAAAGAAGACCCUCUAGACCGUCUGAAAACACUGAAAAGACUAAUCCACGAUUUGCCUGAACAUCAUUACGAGACACUUAAGUUUCUUUCGGCUCAUCUGAAGACAGUGGCAGAAAAUUCAGAAAAAAAUAAGAUGGAACCAAGAAACCUAGCCAUCGUGUUUGGCCCCACUCUUGUGAGGACGUCAGAAGAUAACAUGACCCACAUGGUCACCCACAUGCCAGACCAGUACAAGAUCGUGGAGACGCUGAUCCAGCACCAUGACUGGUUUUUCACAGAAGAAGGUGCAGAAGAACCUCUUACAGCAGUGCAGGAGGAAAACACAGUAGACUCCCAGCCAGUGCCAAACAUAGAUCAUUUACUCACCAACAUUGGAAGGACAGGAGUCUCGCCCGGAGAUGUAUCAGAUUCAGCUACUAGUGACUCCACAAAGUCUAAGGGUUCUUGGGGAUCCGGAAAAGACCAGUACAGCAGGGAACUGCUCGUCUCCUCUAUCUUUGCGGCCGCCAGCCGCAAGAGGAAAAAGCCCAAAGAGAAGGCACAACCCAGCAGCUCGGAAGACGAACUGGACAGUGUGUUCUUCAAGAAGGAAAAUGCCGAGCUGGGUCCCAGCGAGCUCAGAGAAGACCCCAGGAGGGAAGGCGAGGUGGCGGGCAGGAAGCAGUGGCCCCCGGUCUUCAAGGAAAACCACACCAAGAAAGACAGCGGCGCCCCGAAAGGAGACAAGGCAGCCCCCCGCAAGGAGGACGCACCCCCAGAGGCAGCAUCCCUGGCGCCCCACGCCAAACACAGGUCACCCGCCCUGAGCUGCCGCCUGCCCAGCAUCCCAAGGGAGAGCCCCAAGUCCCUGCCGGGGACCCCCAAGGCCUCCCACCUGGAGGAGAUGGGGUCUGACUCCGGCACUCUGCUUAGCACCUCUUCCCAGGCUUCCCUGGCCCGCUGCCCCCCCAAGAAGCCCGGCAGCAGCCCGGAGACUAGGCACCGGGACUUCCUGGCCACGGUCAGCACCAUCACCUCUGACUAUUCCACCACGUCCUCGGCCACCUGCCCCCCCAGCCUGGAUUCCAGCCGGCUGAGCCCCGACGUGCGCUCGGUGGCCGAGAGCCGGGGAGACGAGGCGGACGACGAGAGGAGCGAGCUCAUCAGCGAGGGCCGGCCAGUGGAGACAGACAGCGAGAGCGACUUCCCCGUGUUCCCGGCCUCGGAGCGCCUGGCCAGGGGGAGGCCGCCCCCCCCGGAGGCCGGGAAGCUGGGCCGCUGCAGCUCCGAGGGCAGCGAGGCCAGCUGCACCGAGGGCAGCUUGACCCCCAGCCUGGAGGCCCGGUGGCCGCCCUUCAGCUCCCACAAGCUCAUCGAGUGUGACACGCUGUCCAGGAGGAAGUCGGCCAGGUGCAGGGCCGACGGGGCAGGUGGGGAGGCCAAGGGCGACAGGGACAGCCCCGCCGCGCUCAGCAGGGUCUUCGAUGUCAUGAAGCGGGGCAGAUCCACGGGGAGCCUGCUCCCCACCAGCAGAGGCGACACGGACAAGCUGGAGCCCACCUGGAAGAGCAAGAUAGCCGACCGCUUGAAACUGUGGCCCAGGGCCCCGGCCGAGGACCUGCUGGGGGUGGGCGGCCCAAAAGGCAGCGCCGAGCCGACCCGGAGGAAGCACAUCAAGCGCAGGCACACCCUGGGCGGCCACCGCGACACUGAGAUGAGCGCCCUCAGCUUCUGGAGGGCGCAGGAGCUGUCGGCCGUCAGCAGACUGCGGCCCAAGUGCCCGGCCCAGGACCUGUCCAUCACCGACUGGCUCACCCGGGAGCGCCUGCGGGCCAGCUCCUCGGACCUGAGCCCAGCCCCAGACCCCCGGCCCGAAAAGCCGGGCCCCCUGCUGGAAACAGCCAGAACAGACGCCCCUUCCUCCUCCUCCUCUCCCUCCAACUCCUGCUCUGCACAGACCCACACAGGCAGCCCUCCAGGUACCUCGGCUUCCACGGGCCAGCCCCCCCUCUCCCUGCCACCCCCACCACAGCAGCCCCCCGACCGAAUGAAUGGAGGAAGCUUCCAGAACACAACGAGCCAAAAUGCCGAUGCCCAGCCUCACAAACUGUCCGCAAGCCCCGGAGCAAAAAACCUGGCUCAUCCAUGUCUUUAACCCCUUCCUUGGGGGUGGGGGUGGGGUUUGUCACGGGACGAGGGUGUGGGCAGAGCAAAAUCAGAAGCUACUGUUACACAUGCCGGCAACCCUAUAAAUAUUUUCUUGUACCAGAAUUGUUAUUAUACAGCCUUCAUUUAGGCUGGUUUCAGCACUUUGCACUGUGAAAUAGCUUUGCAGUGCAUUUCUUCAGCCAGAGGAAUGGACAGACACACACACACACACACACACACACAGUUCUACUGGAUAGUUGCACACAAAUGAGCAAUGGUGUGUGUCACGACUUAACUAGACAUAGUGUAGACCCGAGCUUACUGAAGACGAGCGCUGUCAUUAGCACACAGCAAAUUCGUUCUUUUGAGAUCACACUAACAAAAGUGCCUCGUGAUAAGAAAACAAAAACAAAAGACACAUUCGGUUUUUAGAGUGCCAUACCGCUGAAAUUAAGGCCACUUACCAUGUGACAACUCCAAGGUGACGGAUUUCACCACACACACACACAUAUCGGUGUUUUAACACAGGUGGAUAGAGGACUUCCAGCCCUUAGUCAUUCCAGGUGAAGCUCUAAGUUUUAUAUUCAGACUUUUAAUACCGUUUUUGCGUUUUUUUUUUCUCUUCUGUGUGUGUGACUUGAAUUUUUAAUCCUUCUGUAAAAUACGUAACUUAAAAUGAACGUAUUAUAUGUGUAUCUUUUCUUCAGAUACCAGAUUUGAUAUAACUGUUGUAACAUAGAUGUGUAGAUAGCAACCUGACAGAACCGGCUUCUCUCUCUCUCAUAUUCUCUCUUUUACUCUUUCUCUCUCUCUCUCUCUCAAGGAGAAUAUCACUCUGCAUGGGGACUGAAUGAAUCCAAUCCUGUGUCAUGCCUGUGUGCAUACCCAAGUCAACACUGGAAAUAAAAUUGUUUUGGUGAACCUUG
Molecule: messenger RNA, 7746 nt
Organism: Erinaceus europaeus (western European hedgehog)
Lineage: Eukaryota; Metazoa; Chordata; Mammalia; Eulipotyphla; Erinaceidae
Gene: ARHGAP21
Product: Rho GTPase activating protein 21
Exons: 25
Coding region: 945-6827 (1960 amino acids)
Biological process (GO): Golgi localization; signal transduction
Molecular function (GO): protein binding
Source: RefSeq, a predicted model, not a curated record